AUGCUAGAAAUAAUUUAUUCCAUAAGAGAUGGUAUGAAAGAAGCAUGGAGUAGUCUUGAGGAAAAGUUUGAAGGUGUGAAUGAUGCUGAAUUCAAACAAUUGGAAGAAUUCUUGUUGGAAAAUUUAGAUAGUUGGAAUUGGGGAACUUUCUUGAGUUACAAAUGCAGGAAGCUUCAGAAUUUUAUCUAUGUUAGAAGGUGUUUGCUGCAUGCACGUGUGCGUGGUUAUGAUGAUUUUAAUGUUAAAAUGGACCCAUUUCCUCCAAGGUAUGUUUAUUCGAAUAAAUUCGCAAAUAUUCAAGAAAGGUUUAUUAAAUAUCUACAACAAAUCGAGUUUGUUGUUAAUAACGAGCGAUUCCGUCUUGUAUUUGAACAAAAGGAAUCUGCUUAUGAAUUAUUUUCAUUAAAGGCUAGUAUUUCUAGGCUUAGUCAAGUUCUCGAAAUUUUCAAAUCAAGUAUGUCAGAAGAAGAUGAAUUGGUUAUUGCGGAAAUUCCAGAACCCAGUGACGUAGAGGUUGACGAUGCUCCAGAUGACGACUAUUGUUACUCAUUUUUUGUGAUUAGACUGAAAACUGGAAAAAUCCAGAGUGUCCACAAAGAUUUCCAUAUUAAGAAACUUGACAUCAAGUUGACUGCUCCCUCAAGAGAUUCUGCCUAG
This is a messenger RNA of Hemisphaericaspora subhashii, 657 nucleotides long. RefSeq lists its product as uncharacterized. Lineage: Eukaryota; Fungi; Ascomycota; Pichiomycetes; Serinales; Debaryomycetaceae. The record is from RefSeq and is a predicted model, not a curated record. The coding region runs from base 1 to 657 and encodes 218 amino acids. The transcript has a single exon.